AUGAUCACUGGUACUUCCCAAGCUGACUGUGCUAUUUUGAUCAUUGCUGGUGGUACCGGUGAGUUCGAGGCUGGUAUCUCCAAGGACGGUCAAACCAGAGAGCACGCUCUGUUGGCUUUCACUCUUGGUGUUAGACAACUGAUUGUUGCUGUCAACAAGAUGGACUCUGUCCAAUGGUCUGAGGCCAGAUUCGAGGAAAUUGUCAAGGAAACCUCCAACUUCAUCAAGAAGGUUGGUUACAACCCUAAGACUGUUCCAUUCGUCCCAAUCUCUGGUUGGAACGGUGACAACAUGAUUGAGCCUUCUUCCAACUGCCCAUGGUACAAGGGAUGGCAAAAGGAGACCAAGUCCGGUGUCGUCAAGGGUAAGACUCUUCUUGAGGCCAUUGACGCCAUUGAGCCACCUGCCAGACCAUCUGACAAGCCAUUGAGAUUGCCAUUGCAAGAUGUCUACAAGAUUGGUGGUAUUGGUACUGUUCCAGUCGGUAGAGUUGAGACUGGUGUCAUCAAGGCUGGUAUGGUUGUUACCUUCGCCCCAGCUGGUGUUACCACCGAAGUCAAGUCCGUCGAGAUGCACCACGAGCAGCUUGCUGAGGGUCUUCCAGGUGACAAUGUUGGUUUCAACGUCAAGAACGUUUCCGUCAAGGAAAUCAGAAGAGGUAACGUCUGUGGUGACUCCAAGAACGACCCACCUCAAGGAUGUGCUUCUUUCAACGCUCAAGUCAUUAUCUUGAACCACCCAGGUCAGAUCUCUGCUGGUUACUCUCCAGUUUUGGACUGCCACACUGCCCACAUUGCCUGCAGAUUCGACCAACUGCUCGAGAAGAUCGACAGAAGAACCGGUAAGAAGAUGGAGGAGAACCCUAAGUUCGUCAAGUCUGGUGACGCUGCCAUUGUUAAGAUGAUCCCAUCCAAGCCAAUGUGUGUUGAGACCUUCACUGAGUACCCACCAUUGGGAAGAUUUGCCGUCAGAGAUAUGAGACAAACCGUUGCCGUCGGUGUCAUCAAGUCUGUUGACAAGACUGCUGCUGGUGCCGGAAAGGUCACCAAGGCUGCUCAAAAGGCUGC
Ogataea angusta is the source of this 1067-nucleotide messenger RNA. RefSeq lists its product as uncharacterized. Gene Ontology annotation, molecular function: GTPase activity; translation elongation factor activity; GTP binding. The annotation marks the transcript as partial. Lineage: Eukaryota; Fungi; Ascomycota; Pichiomycetes; Pichiales; Pichiaceae. Gene Ontology annotation, biological process: translational elongation; translation. The record is from RefSeq and is a predicted model, not a curated record. The transcript has a single exon.